Messenger RNA from Austrofundulus limnaeus, 2935 nucleotides. RefSeq lists its product as uncharacterized. The transcript is spliced from 8 exons. Gene Ontology annotation, biological process: zymogen activation. Gene Ontology annotation, cellular component: plasma membrane. Bases 138 to 1337 code for a protein of 399 amino acids. NCBI's taxonomy places the organism in Eukaryota, Metazoa, Chordata, Actinopteri, Cyprinodontiformes, Rivulidae. Gene Ontology annotation, molecular function: serine-type endopeptidase activity. The record is from RefSeq and is a predicted model, not a curated record.
GGGCUUUAACUGCGGCCUGUGGUGACCUCUAUCUGCCGCAGGGAAAAGGAUUUCCAUGCGCCGGUGUUKGGACUCCGGGAUGAAACCCCUGUCGGUUGGACGUAGGCUAUCUUCACGUCUGAUGGAAGGCUGACGGAAUGAUGCUGACAUUCCUCCAUAUCUUUUUAGCAGGCCUAUUGGGUGCUCUUUGGGAUGUAGUGGCUGCUUUUGGUUUAGGUGGGAUCAGAGUAGUGAAUGGAGAUCACUGUUCCGGCAUAGUGGAAGUGAACCUCCACGGACAGUGGGGGACUGUCUGCGACCAUGGAUGGGAUAUGCGGGCAGCUAAUGUGGUGUGCUUGGAGCUGGGUUGCGGGUUUGCAGAGUUCUCUCACGGUGCCGAAUUUGGUCCGGGCAGCGGGCUGAUAGCCUUGAACUCUGUCCAGUGCACCGGACAUGAAUCCAGUCUGAUUCACUGCAAUCUCUUCCURAACAAGAACUCCUUCUGCACCCAUGAGAAUGAUGCAGGCGUGAAAUGCACAGGGACUCUGUUUGAACCCCGACUCGCGCUGCUGUCCCCUCAGUCCGUUUUCUCUUCUGGGGAGUCCGUUCAUUUUUACUGCAGCAUCAUGCAGCUGAACCGCAUCAGCAACGUCCACCUGUACAAGCAUGGAAUUGCCACGCCCCUCGUCACACAGAGAGCUGACCCGACUCAGCUGGGAGUGGACCUCACCCUGUCUGACGUGGAGACGUUUUACCAGGGCAGCUACAGCUGUCAGUACAGCGUCACGGGUGGGUUCCCCCCUCAGCGGAUCCACUCUCCGCCCAGUAAUACCAUUAAUAUCACAGUGGUGGACCUCUUGACCCCCCAGCUCUGGUACAACACGUCCCCAGAGGCCCCUGUCGGCUCUGUCUUCAAAGGGCAGGGCUUUAACAUYACGUGCUCGACCCUGCAGCAGUAUCCUGGCGGCUCCUUCCAGCUCCGUCUCGUCCGCUCCAACGGCACGGUGCGCCAGUCGCUGCCCGCGCUCUCCCACUCUGUCACCUUCACCUUCUCCGAUGCCCAGAGCGCCAACGAGGGAUACUAUUACUGCAUGUAUCGGGUGCAGCUGGGCGGACGUACGUUCGUCUCCAGAGAAAGCCAGCCCCUGCCUAUAGCCGUCAGAGAUUCUGACCCAAUCCUGAGUCCCAUGGUGAUCAGCUGGCUUGUGUCUGGAGUGACAUUCGUCGUCGCCAUCAUCAUUAUUUUAACUGUGGCCAAGGUGGUCUGCAACAAGGAGAAGAAACCCUCUGAGCUGGAGCGGGAGACACGAACCUGUGUGGACAACACUUAUGUCGCCUUAUCAGUUAACAAGCUCUGAUGGGACCUACAGGCAACAGAUACUGAAAGAAUCCCGUGUYGACAGUCAAGAGGGCUCAAACUGUGUCAAGUACAUCCAGAGAGGGAGAAAUGUAAAACCGAACUAAAGUACUUUGUUCAUCAUCUUCAACCUGGCUGAGGCGCAGACUUUACUCAGCACUUUGAAGGACACACAGCGUCUGUGACGUUCUCUACUGUUUUUCAUUUUGAUCUAGGACAUUUUUAUUGCUGGAAAACAACAAACACGAUCGUCAUUCGUCGCUGUAUUAAUAAAAAGAUGUAAAGUAAGCUUUAGUGGACCAACAGAAAGUUGAACAUUUUUUAUUUUAUAGUUAAGUUUAAAGAUCUGCUCAGACCUGCCACCGUGUCAUAUAUACAGAGACGAAACUGGUACUAAAACUAAAACUGGGGAAACUGUGACCUGAGUUCAUCAGAUCUGUGUUUACAAGGUUCAUGCAGGGUCUUAAGUCUAAAAUUUGAAAAUCAAAAUUUUAGGCCUAAAAAGUCUUAAAAUUUUCAUUCAAAGUCUUAAAUUUAAUUUAGUCAGGUCUUCAUUUUUUUUACUUUCAAUCAUUCCCGAGAAGCGUUGGCUGCAUAAAUAGAGUAAAGCUCUGUCUUCAUGAAGGGCGAAGUUUGCUACUGAUCUCAGUCUGUGGUUAAACUAUAAAUCCUGCCAUAACUGCAAGGGAAAAAAAGCACAGUUUAUUUCCAUGUUUUUAACCUCUUUGCCACUACAGCCCCCCCACAUUCGGCAGCUUGUUCGCCCAUCCAAAAAACAAAGAAGUUCAGUCAUGUCCACUGCUUGUGGUUUAAACAUGGGAAAGUGUGAUUUCAAUGAGACUCGACCUGAUAUCAGUGAUUGUUACACUCUGAUGGAAGUGUUCCACAGCAGUCGAUAUGAAGGUCUCAUAGAUAUGACUGUUUUAUUAAAAUAAUUUAGUGUUCUUUUAUUAAAAGUAAAUAGCUAAACUGAUGGCAAUAAAAGGUUUGAAUGUUAAAAUUUCUGGGACCAUUUGAAUGUUUUUAUUAAUGCAUCGGUUUGGUCUUAAAUGUCAGUCAUAAUGGUCUKAAAAGGUCUUAAAUUUAACUUAUUGAAACCUGCAUGAACCCUGGUUUAGAUCUAAACGUUUUGUUUCACAUCAACACUGGACUCUACUACAUAUUUAUGCACUUGCCUACAGAACAACGAUCCUUAAAGUAUGUUUUGUUUAUAUUUAAAGACUAACACUACUAUGCAUCUUUCAUUAAUGCACUUAUGUCUGUAAAUAGAAGUUGUAGUUCGUUAAAACGUUAAAUGUCCAACACAUUUUGUGUGCAAGCUGUUAGUUUGACGUUCAAGAGGUUACUGAGGGGUGUUUAAUUUUACAACGUCAAACUCCAGAACAGAUCUUGGUUUGUUUGUUUUUUUUUUUUAAAACAUGGUCCAACUAUUUUUGUACCUUUUUUUUAUUUAACGUAAAAUAUUUUUGUUCCUGAAUAAAUGACUUGAAUUUUGAAAUGUUUACAUAUAUAAGCUCUUUAUUAUAUUGCGAAACCAAAAUACAAAACACAUUACAAACAAACCUGGAAUAUAUAUGGAUUAUGCAGUACAAAAAAAAA